AUGGAGGUCUCCGAAAAGGGUUCGAUGGCAGAUGGUGCAGGUGAUGGCGAGAGAUCAUCCGAAAGCAAAUUUGAGUCAGACGAUGAGCCCGUUGAACUUACGGGUGAGUUCGGGAUCUUGAAGAUGCAUAUGGAUGUCCAUUUCGAACGCCAGGCCAGGUUUUUCGAAGAGCUCCUCACCACGAAGUCGAACACAAUUCUUCGACAGCGUACCAAAGAGAGCAUGCUCAAAAUGGCUGGCACUGAAAUGGCGCUGCCUGAACCUCGCGUUUCCCAAGGAAAUGCCGCGCUUCAGCUUCCAGUGCCACAGUUGACCACGGCGAAUUCGUUUCGGUCCACCAUUAGUUCCUCGCCGCCGGGGCGACGUGACAGCGUCCGAAAGUCCUUCGUCCGUGCUGGCAUGGAGGACAAGCAGGGCCGUGCACGGGCAGCUGCUUCCAGGAUCACCUUUGCUCGUGAGGGGCGGGCGCAUUCAGCUGCUGACCGGGUGGAUUGGCGGGGGCGCAUUCAAGCCUUGGUGAUUUCGCCUUUCUUCACCAACUUCAUCAUGUUCUUGAUUGUCACCAAUGCGGUCCUGCUUGGGGUCGAGAUUGAUGUAUCAGCCAAGGUUGGUCAGGAUGAUAUUCCCACCUGGAACGUUUUCGACUUCACCAUCGUCACCCUGUCUGUGGUGGAAACCAUGGUGGACUGGUGGGCACAGUCCAUCUCCAGCUCGGCCGAUGGAUCCAAUAGCUUCCGAGUGAUGCGCGCCUUGCGCUUGGUGAGGACCCUUCGCGGCUUUCGCAUCAUCCGCCUCUUCCGCUACUUCAGCGUGCCUCAACAGCACUUCAACAAAAAGAGCAACAUCGAGGGACUGCAAGCCAGACACUGGGCAUGGUACCGGCUUGUAACAGAUCAUUGUCGCUUCAUGGCCAUUGAGCAGAAUGCAGAUAACAAUGCCAUACCUGCUUGCGAAGAUAACUUGCAGCCCUAUUGGGUGAAUGUCAUGGACAGCAUGAUGACGUUGUUCAUGUCCAUCACCGGCGGGAUCAAUUGGUUCGAGGCCUACGAGCCCCUGAGACAAGUCUCCUUGAUGGCGCUGUGGCUCUUCAACCUCUACGUCGUGAUCGGCUUCUUUACCAUAUUGAACAUGGUCACUGGCGUGUUCGUGAACACCGCGAUUGAAAGUGCCAGCGCGGACAAAGAUAUUGCCACGCUGAAGCAGAUGCAGAAGCGCUUGGAGAACAUGUCCUCCCUGAGGGAAGUUUUCCAGGAGAUGAAUGCCUUCAAUGUCAACGAAGUGAGUUUGGACGAUCUUGAAGAUGCCCUAAGCCAGAACAAGCUUGGCACAUUUAUGGAAUCCCUGGGGAUUUCAACGGAUGAUGUGCCACAGCCGCAAUUGAAGGCCCCAUUGAGCCAAGCAUACCGCGCCCAACACCAGAAAACCCUGCUGCGGGCCGAACAGGCUCUCAAUCCGGAUGAACUGCAUGGAGUUUACGAUUCAUGUAGCUUAGCCGUCCUCCGCAUACCAGAUGCAUCAGAUCAAGCUUGCCGCUCUGCUUGUCCAUGGCGUUUCUAUUCUCUCUUGCCGCCCACCGACUUUGUCGCUUUGGAAGAACGCAGCAAUGUCAACAACAAGGUCCACAUCUACGUGCUUUACUGCUGCCGGCUCUCUGCUACGAGCGUUUUUGCACUCACGGCCUACCAGCUCCAAGACCAAAUGCCGAGCCUCAUUCUAGACCCAGCGCGGCCGAUCUUACCCACUGGUUUCUUGCUGCCUUAUUAUGCGGCCUUGCUGCUUUCCAUGUAUUACAGCGCCAGGGCCGCCACUUACAUUCCCUUGCAGCCAUCAUUUCCCUUUCCCUUUGACGAAACGUUUUUCAUCGUUUGCUUGGUUCUUCUCAGUCCAGUGUGGAGCCUUUUCUUACUCAUCGACUCCGAUUCCAACGGCGUUUUGGACUUGGAGGAGUUCGUGACCGGGUGCAUGCAACUUCGAGGCCCGGCCAAGAGCUUACAGGUCGCCAAGAUGAGGCAAGCGAUCAAGCACCUGCACGAGGACGUGAUGCAGCUGACCCGAAUGGUGAAGUCGGGAUUGAAGUACCGCAUGGUGAAGGAAGUUCUUUGA
Molecule: messenger RNA, 2103 nt
Organism: Durusdinium trenchii
Lineage: Eukaryota; Dinophyceae; Suessiales; Symbiodiniaceae
Source: the annotation of a GenBank genome assembly